GUCGGCCCCGCCCAUCUUGGUUGUCAUAGUGAGACGGGACGCACUGAGACUCCAGGAUCCCAACCGCUGGAAGCUAGAGGCUGGCGCUAUGGAGUACACGGGGAGCCAGUAUAUUGGGAAAUACGUAGACGGGAGGAUGGAGGGUGAAGCCGAAUACCUCCUCCCUACUGAAACAAAAUAUGUUGGCGAAAUGAAGGACGGCAUGUUUCAUGGCCAAGGAACCCUGUACUUCCCCAGUGGGAGCCGCUAUGAUGCCAUUUGGGAAAAGGGACUGGCUGUGAAGGGCACUUACACCUUCCCAGACGGGCUGCAGUAUGAUGCCCAGCACUGGCAUUACUGCGACAGCUAUGACCGGAGGUUUUACACCGAGAUCUGCUAUGGCUUGAAGCCUGCAGGGAUCUCUCAACUCACCAAUAUAGACCCGCCUAGGAAAAUCCCCGAAGGCUGUUACGAUUGCGGAGACGGCUUCUAUAACCCUGUCACCAGGAUAAUCAAAGACUAUAGGAACCGCUUUUUGAGAAAUGCAGGUGGAGAAGGCGAGGUGACAUACUUUGCCUAAAGUGGCACAAACCUGGAACUUGACCCCAGGUUCAACUGACUCAAAGCUAAAGGUGGCAUCUGAUGGUUCUGGAGUCUCCUAGUGAAAGAAAGAAAGAGCCGGAACCUUCCUUUUCCCCUGGAUAGUUCUCUGCCCACUUUUUUUGCUCCAAAACUGCCCAAAGAGCAAGACUUUUGGUGCCACUGACAAACCCAGACUCAUUUUGAGGCCACUGUCUUCACCUGACAGGCGAGAAACCUGGGACCUGCAGAGGGAAGUCACCCGCCCAGCCCCAUACCGCCUGCGUGUGGUAGCGCCGGGCCCGGUCCCCGCCACCAGCCAGGCAACCCUCUGCAGCAAAGCCGCCUCUCCACAACGCUUCUCCUGUGGCUUCGGCAAAAUGGCCCAGUGAAGUCUCCCACACGGGCCCUCCCGCCGUCAUCUCUCCGCGACACAAAAGGCAAUUUGCCCAAAUGUUAUAAUCACCUGGAGGCUGGCACACAGGGGGCAUCCCCGCCUUAUCCGUGGUAUUGUUAGCAGCGCCGUAAUGAAGGCUUUGUGGAGGGAUAAUGUCACACUUGUAACUGCCAAAUAAAAUGCCUGCACAGAUCA
Molecule: messenger RNA, 1150 nt
Organism: Hyaena hyaena (striped hyena)
Lineage: Eukaryota; Metazoa; Chordata; Mammalia; Carnivora; Hyaenidae
Gene: MORN5
Product: MORN repeat containing 5
Exons: 5
Coding region: 89-559 (156 amino acids)
Source: RefSeq, a predicted model, not a curated record